AUGGCGGACUUCGCGCUUGGGCUGACCAAGACGGCGGUGGAGGGGACCUUGAGCAGGGUCAAGUCGGCGAUAGAGGAGGAGGCGAGGCUCAAGGAGAAGGUGCAUCACGACCUGGUGUUCAUCACCGCCGAGUUCCAGAUGAUGCAGUCCUUCCUCAACGUCGCCAACAAGGAGCGCGCCAAGAAUGAGGUGGUGCGUACUUGGGUGAGGCAGCUCCGUGACCUGGCCUUUGACGUGGAGGACUGCGUCGAGUUUGUUGUCCAUCUGGACAACAAGUCGACGUGGUGGUGGCGCAUGGUGCCGUCCUGCGUGGUACCGCAGCGGCACCGGCACCUCGACGAGGCAGCCGCCGAGAUAAAAAUGCUCAAGGCCAGGGUGGAGGAUGUUAGCCAGAGGAACACACGCUACAACCUCAUCAGCGACUCCGGCUCCCAUGCCAAGACCAUCACCGUGCAGGUGGAGCACUCGGCCCCGGCCAACCCAUCACCAUCAACAGCAUUCCCUCUCCUAUGGGAAGUGUGGGAGGCUGCUGGAAGGACACGCAACAUCCACAACCUCCAAGAUCUCAUCACUCGUGAAAGCAAUGACCUUGAGGUCAUCUCCGUAUGGGGAAGCACAGCAGGUGAUCUUGGAGCCACCUCCAUAUUCAGAAAGGCGUAUUGUGACAGAAAAAUCAUGGAAAAAUUCAAGAUCCGGGUCUGGAUAAAGCUGAUGCAUCCUUUUAACCGGGAGGAGUUCCUCAAGAGCCUGCUGAUUCAGUUAUGCACAAGCUCUCACCAAGCAACUGUGGGAAUGGAGGACUUCCGGACACGGAUGAAAGCAGCAGCACCAGUUACUCAAGACGAUCUCAUCAAGGCUGAGCAAAUCAUGGAAGGGAAUAGGUAUCUCGUCGUCCUGGAAGAGGUAUCCACUCUGGUAGAGUGGGAUGCCAUCAAAAUGUACCUGCCUGACUCUAAGAAUGGCAGUCGGAUUGUCAUGUCUGCCCAUGACUUAGGGGUUGCACUUAUGUGCACUGGGGAGCCAUAUGAAGUGUCACAGCUCAGACACUUCUCUCACGGUCAAUCCAUUUGUGCAUUUUUCAAGACGGUCUCCUCAUGCCGUCGCCGUGAUAGGGAUGAACUUAAACGACUGAUAAGACAAGGCGGUGUGAUCUCCGUGCAUGGUCGCACUCAGAGAAAAUUAAAUAUUGUCAAAGAAUUGUACCGCUGCAUAAAACACAAUUAUCAGGAACAAUAUUUAGAAUUGAGCUUUGAAACGUACAGAUGGGUCAAUGUUUCCAAUCCGCUCAAUCGGAUGGACUUUCCUCGACGCUUACCUGUGGAUUCUGAUGAUACUGAUGAUGAUGAUGAUGAUGAUUCAGAUGAUAAUGACUCAGAUGGUCUCCAAGCCAAGGAAGUCGUGUCAGCCGACCAGGAUGAUUCAGGGGGUCCUCAAGCCAACGAAGUUGCAGCUGUCGACUCGGACUUAAUUGAAGGUUGUUGUAAGACACUACAUGAAAAGGACUGCCUUGUUGUCAUCGAUGGUCUGCAGUCCACAGAAGAUUGGGACUGGAUCAAAGGUACCUUCUUAUCGCAGCCUAUUAAAGGUUGUAUUGUUGUCAUUACAAAUGAAGAACGGGUGGCCAAACAUUGUGUUGAUGAUGAAGAAGAUCGAGCCAUCAACUCUGAAUAUCUGGAGGACGAGGUAUCUUUACUCACCAAUCCUUUCUCUAUUUUUAUGUUGUUCCAAUGCCCCAUCCCUUCAAUUUGA
Molecule: messenger RNA, 1749 nt
Organism: Triticum turgidum subsp. durum (durum wheat)
Lineage: Eukaryota; Viridiplantae; Streptophyta; Magnoliopsida; Poales; Poaceae
Source: the annotation of a GenBank genome assembly